AUGCCGGCUGGCUCCCUGGGCAUCAAUGCAUCCCGCCUGAACGACAAUCUGGACGCCCUGGGCGACGAUUGGCAUCACGACGAGGGAUGCACAGCGUGGUGGCGUUCUCGCGCUCUUCGACAUCCCCGCCGCGUGCGCAAUUACGUGAUUGAGCUGAUGCAGUCGGCGGGGUUAUCGGUGCGUAUCGACGCCGCCGGCAACAUCAUUGGCCGCAUCGAGGGAACCGACCCGUCGCUGCCGGCCAUCGUGUUGGGGUCCCACACGGACACCGUCCCGGCCGGCGGUCGGUAUGACGGGGCGCUGGGGGUGAUAGCCGCUAUCGAGGUGGUUCAGGCGAUAAAAGACUCAGGACGAACAUCGCGGCAUCCGGUGGAGGUGGUGGUGUUUACCAACGAGGAGGGCACCGGGUUUCACCGCUGGCUGCUGGGGAGCCGAGCCGUGGCCGGGCUGUGGGAGCCGGAGGAUUUUUCGGCGGUGGGCGACGAUGGGGUCGCGCUGGCAUCGCGUUUGCCCGACCUGGGCGGCAACAUCUCGCGAAUCGACGAGGCCCGGCGGCGUCCGGACGAACUUGCCUGUUACCUGGAACUGCAUAUCGAGCAGGGCCCGACGCUGCACCGGGGCGGUUUUCCGAUUGGCGUGGUUACAGGCAUAACGGGCCGAUCCGUGUAUCACAUCGACAUAGUGGGCGAGGCUAACCAUGCCGGGACGACGCCGAUGUCGCUACGGCGCGACGCGAUGUCGGCGGCGGCGCAGGUUGCCCUGGCGGUGCGGCACAUCGCCGGCGAGAUGGAGGUGUGCCGGGUUGGCACCGUGGGCAGCAUGGAGGUGCACCCGAACGCCGCCAACGUGAUUCCGGGACGGGUGGUUCUGGGUUGCGAGUUUCGGGAUGAACGGAUGGAAUCGCUGGCGGCGGCGGAAGUGGAGCUGCGACGCACUGCCGAGGAGGUGGCCCACGCCGAGCAGGUGGCGAUAACGGUUACCGCCCAACGGAACACGCCGUCGGUGCCCAUAUCAAGCAACAUGCAGCAACUCAUAGCCGACGCAACGGGUUUGGCCGGCCUGGAGCACAUCAGCCUGCCCAGCGGAGCCGGCCAUGACGCCCAGGCAAUCGCCACCGUUACGCCGUCGGCGAUGGUGUUCGUUCCCAGCGUGGGCGGGAUCAGUCACGCCCCGGCGGAAUAUACGACGCCGGAGGACUGCGCCAACGGGGCGCAGGUGCUCCUGAACGCAAUGGCGUUGGCGGACGAGCGGUAG
Geodia barretti is the source of this 1254-nucleotide messenger RNA. NCBI's taxonomy places the organism in Eukaryota, Metazoa, Porifera, Demospongiae, Tetractinellida, Geodiidae. The record is from the annotation of a GenBank genome assembly.